AUGGCAAAACUAAAAAUAAUUAUUUAUAUUGUAAUAAUUUUUUGUAGUAGUAUCCAAUUUUCUUUUGGAUACGAAAAGGCGAUUGCUUCAUUUUAUCCACCUCCAGGUGAUUUGCAUCCCACUACUCAUAAUUUUUGGGCAUGUAAUAGUGUCAUUAACCAAAACGGUGGAUUCGGUCCACUUGAAUGCAAUAAUGCCGGUAUCUAUGCAAUUUUCUCGACCGCCAAUGAGAUCAUCGACGGUAAUGAAUACAUGCUUCCACUAUUUUAUAUUGGAAGAUCCACUAUAGAUGUUCGAGAUAGAAUUGCUGAUCACAGUAGACGAAACCAUGUUGAUAAUGAUUUCAUUGUGUGUUAUAUGCGUUUCCCAGCAUUGGAUGAUUAUGGUUACAGUAACAAAGUAACACCCGUUGAACAAGCUCUCCUUCACCAAUUCAAAACUCAAUUCAACUCAUGGGAUAACCUCGGUUUUGAUCCACAGUAUGAUACUGCUUAUCCAGAUGAAAAUGGUUUGGGAUGGGAUAUCCUUGCAUCUUUUUAUAAUAUGGAUAUCAAUGCUCCAUCUUUUAAUAUUGAAAAAGAGCCAGGCUUUGUAUGGAAUGGUCAAACUAAUGGACAUACUGAACGUUUCGUCCAAUCAUCAUUAAAAGCUGAUCAAUCUGAAAUAUUUCCAGAGGGUAUACCAUUCAGAACUGGUGAAGUAGCCAUAGAAGGCAGUGAUUUCUGUAAUAGAACUGAAGAGGAUUAUACUUUUCAUUCGCAGGGCUACUACCUAAGAAUAUCAAAUGCUUUGGCAUCAAGAAAUAAGAAUUCAAAUCAAAAUCAAAAUCAAAAUCAAAAUCAAAAUCAAAAUCAAAAUCAAAAUCAAAAUCAAAAUCAAAAUCAAAAUCAAAAUCAUAAUCAGAAUCAAAAUCCACAUUCAAACUUUCAGGUUUCUAAUGAUCAAUUAAUUGCUAUAGAUGUUGGUAUUGCAGGUGGUGCUAUCGUUGCAGGCGCUGGUGCAGCAGCAGCCGGUGCAGCAGCCGGUGCUGAGGGUGGUGCCGCAGGAGUUGCUUCCAGAGCUGGUGGUUAUAUUUCUCGUACUGCUAGUCGUGUUGGUAACUCUAUACGUAGCAGAGCUACUCGUUAUGCUAAUCAAGGUUACAAUUCCAUGAGAAAUGGUGCACAAAGAGCUGGCAACGGCGCACGUAAUUAUGCUAAUGAAGGUUACAAUUCCGUGAGAGAUGGUGCACAAAGAGCUGGCAACGGCGCACGUAAUUAUGCUCAACAAGGUUAUCAAGCAUGGAGAGAAGGUGUCAAUGAGAUUGGUGAUGAUAUCGCCAAUACUGCACAUGAUGUAGGUGAUGGUUUCGCCAAUACUGCACGUGAAGUAGGUGAUGGAAUUAGAAUCACUGCAGAGGAGGGAUAUGAACUCAUUAAAGAUGGAGCUGAAGAAACUUGGGUGAAGAAAUAUUAA
Molecule: messenger RNA, 1455 nt
Organism: Dictyostelium discoideum AX4
Lineage: Eukaryota; Evosea; Eumycetozoa; Dictyosteliales; Dictyosteliaceae
Exons: 1
Coding region: 1-1455 (484 amino acids)
Source: RefSeq, a predicted model, not a curated record